Molecule: messenger RNA, 1400 nt
Organism: Trifolium pratense (red clover)
Lineage: Eukaryota; Viridiplantae; Streptophyta; Magnoliopsida; Fabales; Fabaceae
Product: isoliquiritigenin 2'-O-methyltransferase-like
Exons: 4
Coding region: 66-1190 (374 amino acids)
Biological process (GO): methylation
Molecular function (GO): protein dimerization activity; O-methyltransferase activity; S-adenosylmethionine-dependent methyltransferase activity
Source: RefSeq, a predicted model, not a curated record
UGAAGGUAUGAAACACACACCAUCAAAGGAAUAUCACAAAAGCUUAUAAGCCAAGAAGAAAAAAAAUGAGUUCCUAUUCCAUUGAGAAACAAAACCAUGUUGGGGAAACUCAAACCCCACAAAUAGAAGACAGUGAUACACUUUCUGCCUUGGUACUAGGUGCCAAUUUGGUUUUUCCAGCUGUUCUUAAUGCUGCAAUUCAACUCAACUUGUUUGAAAUCAUUGCUAAAGAAAGUUCACUAGAUAAUGGUGGAUUCUUAUCAGCUUUUGAAAUUGCUUCAAAGUUACCAACUCAACGGUCUGACUUACCGAAUAGGCUCGAUCGUAUGUUGCGCUUGCUUGCUAGCUACUCUCUUCUAUCUGUUUCCACUCAGACCAAUGAUGAUGGUAACAUCGUCAGAGUUUAUGGGAUCACCCCGUCGGGUAAAUAUUUUUCCAAUGACGAAAAUAGUGAUCAUGGUUAUCUUGGCUACUUCACAUCAUUUAUGUGUCAUCCUGCUUUGAUAGGGUUGUGGUUAAAUUUCAAGGAAGCAGUGGUUGAUCCAGAGGUUGACUUAUUCAAGAAAGUCAAUGGAAUUACCAAGUAUGAGUACAUGGGGAAAGAUCCACAAUUGAACCAAAUAUUCAACAACUCAAUGACUAAUGGAACCAAAAUUCACAUGAAAAAAAUCCUUGAAAUAUACAAAGGAUAUGAGGGAGUAUCAACUUUGGUUGAUGUAGGUGGUGGAAAUGGACAAACUCUCAAAAUGAUUAUUGAAAAAUAUCCAUCAAUAAAGGGAGUCAAUUUUGAUCUCCCUCAAGUGAUUGAAAAUGUCUCACUAAUUCCAGGGAUUGAGCAUGUUGGAGGAAGUAUGUUUGAAAGUAUUCCACAAGGAGAUGCCAUAAUGAUGAAGAGUGUAUGCCAUAAUUGGUCAGAUGAAAAAUGCAUAGAAAUCUUUAGCAAUUGUCACAAAGCUUUGCCUCAAAAUGGAAAGGUCAUACUUGUGGAGCUUUUAUUGCCAGAAUGUCCAGAAGCAACAGAUGCAUCUCGAAUGAUUUCAAUUGUUGAUAAUAUCAUGUUCAUCAAUGCUGGUGGAAAAGAAAGAACUGCAAAAGAAUAUGAAAGUUUGGCUCAACAAUCUGGAUUUUCAAGACUUGAAGUUGUUUCUUGUGCUUUCUCUAUUUUAGGAGUGAUGGAAAUUUACAAAUAAAUAAGUCAUAUUAGUAGUUUUCAUCUAGAAUAAAUAAGUCAUAUUGAUAUUGAUAUAUAGUAAAAUAUGACAUUUUAUUUUACUCUGAUGUCAAUGAUAUAAUUGGUCUUUUGUACUUAUCAAGAUUCAAGGCACGUCUGUAUUGAUUUUCUUCAUUAUCUUUUUGGUCUUUGAUCAAAAAAAUAUAUGAAAAAUAUCAUGUUCCUUUUA